AUGUCCAGCCACUGGCUGGGUGUCAUUACGUUAGUGUUAUGCUUUGUUCCCUCCUCAGUCCACAGAGGAAACCCAUCCCUCGUGAGCAAAGUGCAUGAAGUGGGGGGGUGUUCACCACCGAGGCCCCAGUCUUCUGCCCUGUCAUUGAUAACCAGAGUUGGUCUCAGGAUGCCUGCGUAUGCCACCAGCAUGAGGAUGAAGUUUCCCAUUGUGGCCUUAACUUUGGAAAUUAUCACUAUCAUCCUGUUUGGAGUGUUUGUCACCUAUGAUGAUGGAAAAGGUCAUGGUGAUUCUCACCAUGACGGUGAUCACUCCAAUGACACCCAUGAAGCCAAGCCUAUGGAUCUCUACCCCAUGUUCCAGGACGUCCAUGUCAUGAUCUUCAUCGGUUUUGGGUUCCUGAUGACAUUCCUGAAGAAAUAUGGGUUCAGCAGCGUGGGCGUCAACCUCCUCCUGGCUGCCUUUGGUCUGCAAUGGGGCCUCCUCAUGCAGGGCUUCUGGCACAUGGAUCACGGCCAAAUUAAAGUCGACGUCUUUAAAAUGAUCAACGCAGACUUCAGCACGGCUACAGUCCUGAUCUCCUUUGGUGCCGUCUUGGGUAAAACAAGUCCUGUGCAGCUCCUCAUCAUGACCAUACUAGAAAUCACCGUCUUCUCCAUCAAUGAACAUCUUGUGGCUACAGUUUUUAAAGCUAAUGAUGUUGGAGCAUCGAUGAUCAUCCAUGCUUUUGGAGCAUACUUCGGCUUGGCAGUGGCUCGAGUGCUUUACAGACCUGGUUUAAGAAAUGGACAUGAGAACGAUGGAUCCGUUUAUCACUCCGAUCUGUUUGCAAUGAUUGGAACUGUCUACCUCUGGAUGUUCUGGCCCAGCUUCAACUCAGCAAUCGCCGAACCAGGAUACACUCAGCUCACUGCUGUGAUCAAUACCUACUUCUCCCUGGCGGCCUGUGUGCUCUCGGCCUACGCCAUCUCCAGCCUGGUGGAGCACAAAGGAAAACUGGACAUGGUGCACAUUCAAAAUGCCACUUUGGCCGGUGGCGUUGCCGUGGGAACGUGCGCUGAUAUGGCCAUCGAGCCAUUUGGGGCCAUGCUGAUUGGACUAACAGCUGGCAUCAUCUCCACCUUGGGUUUCAAGUACCUCUCUCCCAUCCUCUCAUCCAAUCUGGGGAUCCAGGAUACCUGUGGAGUGCACAAUCUGCAUGGCAUGCCUGGCAUCCUGGGUGGACUGGCUGGCAUUGUUGCCGUGGCUUUGGGGAAAAAGGACGGGUCGGCAACCAUGCAAGGAGCAGCCUUGGCUUCAUCCCUUGGGUUCGCUUUGAUUGGAGGUGCUUUUACAGGUUUGAUAAUGAAGUUGCCAUUCUGGGGACAGCCUCCAGACCAGAACUGCUUCGAUGACUCUAUUUACUGGGAGGUUCCUGAGGAGGAUGAGGAGAACGAAGGGAGCUUGGCUCCAGCAGAUCACUCAAAGAACAAAGCAGAAGCCUAAAACAACAUCUUCUCGUCUUGAAAUGAAGACUUACAGUUUUUCUUUAAGCUUUACUUACCAAUUAUGUUACUGUGAUUUGAAAAACAAAUUAUAAAAACACUUUUAACCUUGCUUUCCUCACAAAAAAAUCUCCAAAUGGGCCAUUUUUCAUUAUGACGAAGCUCAGUUUUGAAGUAAUGAAGUACACUGAUAGAUUUUUAUGUUUUUCAUUAAAAAAAACAUUUCAUUUUCAGAAGUAUAAAUAUCUCUUAAUCCAGUUUUUAGAAAAAAAAACACUUCAGGGAUUUACAAACACAAUCACUCUGUACCUCCACUGCUACUUUUGUAAGCUUUUCAUAAUGUCCUUUUAUAUUAUAUUAUAUAAAAACGCAUAUGAGCAUGUUUUAAGAUGUUACUAAAGUGUAUAUUGUCUUUGCAUACUUCUUCACAUCUUACAUAUCCAUAUCAGCUCAAACUCGAGUUAAAUAUGGAAGUAAACUGGGCUUUGAUCUGUUGCUUUGCAUUACCUCACUGGAGCCCAGUCCUGGUAUGAGGAGUCAGAGUCCAGCUGGAAAAGCAGCAUCGGAGCUCUGACAUGGGCAGGGAUGGUCGCAUAAUGUUUCUGUAACUAAUGAACCUUUGUGUGUCUUAUCUUUCCUUAACUCCGAGCAAUUUCCAUCUUUUCCAGGCCACUUGUACAAUUAUAAUAAGCUUUGUUGUUCCUGGGCAAGCUGAGACUUUUUGCAUUUCUGUCAUGAGCAAAUGCAUUCUUAUAUGUACAUACAGCUUAGUUCUUUUAUGAAUUGACAUGGUCAGUUUUAUCAAAGCUACGGAAUGACAACUGGUACUAAAAAAAAUUUCAGACAACUUCACAAGAAUUUAAAAGCUGGGCUGAAAGGCAAGUUUUUCAUGUGUUGCAUGUCAAAUUAUAGGACAGGACUAUUAGCUCGAUGAAACUGACUACAAAUGGACUAAUCAAAUAUUUUCAGGUUUUUUCAAAUGAUUUAUGAUGCCCAGAACACUGAAGAACAUUGACGUUUUUGUAUUUUUAUACGGUCGGCAUGUGCUCCUAUUUGUAUAAUAUACUAAUUCUGUCAUAAUAAAUAUGUUUUUGUACAAUA
Molecule: messenger RNA, 2585 nt
Organism: Menidia menidia (Atlantic silverside)
Lineage: Eukaryota; Metazoa; Chordata; Actinopteri; Atheriniformes; Atherinopsidae
Source: the annotation of a GenBank genome assembly